Amblyraja radiata (thorny skate) is the source of this 4177-nucleotide messenger RNA. Its product is annotated as 1-phosphatidylinositol 4,5-bisphosphate phosphodiesterase beta-2. NCBI's taxonomy places the organism in Eukaryota, Metazoa, Chordata, Chondrichthyes, Rajiformes, Rajidae. Bases 230 to 3775 code for a protein of 1181 amino acids. Gene Ontology annotation, biological process: release of sequestered calcium ion into cytosol; phosphatidylinositol metabolic process; phosphatidylinositol-mediated signaling. Gene Ontology annotation, cellular component: cytoplasm. Gene Ontology annotation, molecular function: phosphatidylinositol-4,5-bisphosphate phospholipase C activity; calcium ion binding. The transcript has 32 exons. The record is from RefSeq and is a predicted model, not a curated record.
UUUUCCAUUUGCCUAUGUGUGUGUGUGUGUGUGUGUGUGUUUUCAGACGGCCUUCUGUUUUUAUUUGCAUCUUGCUUUGCAUGUUGCUGGCUUUCAUUUGACUUGGAGGUGGGAGCUGGCUAUAAAAAAAUUAUUUUGUUUACACCCAUCCUGGGAUCGUUGGCCGUGAGUCUCUCUGCCCUUGCCAACUUGCUGCGAGGAACCUUCGGCACGACUUGCUUAUCUGAGAAUGGCUGGAGCGUUACUCCCUGCGAUCGAGGUGAAACCAUUCCUGGUUCAUGGAGAGAAGUUCAUUAAAUGGGACGAUGAGACAGGAGCUGGAUCACCGGUGGUUAUGCGCAUGGAUUCACAUGGACACUUCCUCUACUGGACCUACCAGAACAAGCAAGUGGACCACCUGGCUUUAACAGGCAUCCGUGACACGAGGGUCGGGAAAUAUGCCAGAGUCCCCAAGAAUUCUAAAAUCCGGGAGAUUUUUGACGUGGCCAACCCUGAGUCGAACUUCUACUCCAAGUGCCUGACUGUGGUGUCGGGCCCUGACUUCCCCAACCUGACCUUUGACAAUUUUGUUGCUUUCAAGCCCAACGUGGUGAAGGACUGGGCAGCGGAAGUGCUGAAAAUCGCCAUCCAUCCUCUGACCCACAAUGGUUCACGUUUGUUCACUAUCCACAAAAUGUACUCAAAGAUAAAAUUAUUUGUGAACGAAGAGAAAAAAAUUCCAGUGAAAAAUGUUUACCAGAUGUUCGCAGCAGACAGGAAGCGGGUGGAGGCCGCACUUACUGCCUGUAAUCUCCCGAGUCAGAAGACAGACAUGAUCAACCCUGAUGAUUUUACAGAACUGGUCUUCAAGCAGUUUAUUACACACUUGUGCCCUCGGCCUGAGAUUGACCAGAUCUUCGAAUUAAUGGAUGUGAUGGUGAAGCCGUACUUGACUCGGCAAAAGAUGUCCACGUUUAUAAAUGAGACGCAGAGAGAUGCUCGGCUGAAUAAUUUUCUUUUUCCAUUAGUUCAACCUGAACAAACGCAGAAGCUGAUUGAGAAGUAUGAGCUGAGCAGAGUGAAUGCAAAUAAGGGCCACAUGUCGCUGGAGGGACUUUGCUGGUACCUGUCCGGCCCGGAAAACAGCCUGAUAUUCCCGGAGAGGCUGACUGUGUACCAGGAUAUGUCGCAGCCCCUGCCGCAUUACUUCAUCAAUUCCUCCCACAACACCUACCUCACCGCUGGGCAGUUCUCCGGGAUUUCCUCCCCGGAGAUGUACCGGCAGGUCCUCCUAGCCGGGUGUCGCUGUUUGGAGCUCGACUGCUGGAAAGGACGACCGCCAGAUGAGGAGCCAAUCAUUACGCACGGUUACACCAUGACAACGGAAAUUCUCUUCAAGGAUGUCAUCGAGGCUAUUGCGGAGAGUGCGUUCAAAACAUCACAGUACCCAGUCAUCCUGUCCUUCGAAAACCAUGUGGACUCCCCAAAGCAGCAAGCCAAGAUGGCCGACUACUGCAGGACAAUAUUUGGUGACAUGUUGCUGACAGAGCCCAUGGAGAAAUAUCCACUGAAAGCUGGAUCUCCCGUCCCCAGCCCCCGGGAGCUGCUGGGCAAGAUCCUCAUCAAGAACAAGAAGAAUCAGAUUGCUGACAACAGGAGCCAGGAGAGGACGAGUAGGAAGAGCAUGGACUCCGUGGUCGAGGAGGCAGCCUCUGGGGAAACAACGCAGACAGGUGAAACUGAAGAGCAGUGUGAAAAUGAGGAGGAGCAGGAGCCCAUUGAUCAGGAAGACGAGGAAGAACAUAAGAAGAAUGCAUCCGAUGAGGGGACUGCUGGUCAGGAAGUGAGAGCAUAUGCGGAGAUGUCUAGUCUGGUGAACUACAUUCAGCCCGUGAAGUUUGACUCUUUUGAGCUCUCCAAGGAAAGAAAUCGAUCUUACAUCAUCUCAUCCUUCACCGAGACCAAAGCACUGGACAUGCUCAUCAAAUUUUGCCUAGAUUUUGUUGAAUACAACAAGAGACAAAUGAGUCGCAUUUACCCUAAGGGGACGAGAAUGGAUUCCUCAAACUACAUGCCUCAUGUCUUCUGGAAUACUGGCUGUCAGAUGGUGGCCCUGAACUUCCAGACAGCAGAUAUCCCCAUGCAGCUGAACAAUUCAUGCUUCGAGUUCAAUGGUCGUUGUGGCUACAUUCUGAAGCAUAAACUGCUGCGAUGCCUGGACAAGAAGUUUGACCCUUUCACCGAAGAUCAGAUAGAUGUGGUCGCACCAAGCACGUUGUCCAUUUUGGUUAAAUCAGGGCAGUUUCUUUCGGAUCGGAACUGUAAAUUCUAUGUUGAAGUGGAAUUGUUUGGGCUUCCAAAUGACCCUCGGCAGAAGUUCAGGACCAAGUUGACCUGUGAGCAAAAUUCCAUCAACCCUCAGUGGAGGGAUGAGGAACCGUUUGUUUUUGAAAAGAUUCUGGUGCCGGAAAUGGCUUUUGUACGGAUCGCCACUUUUGAAGAUAGUGGAAAAUUCAUUGGGCACAGGAUUCUUCCAGUUACUGCUGUCCAAACAGGCUAUCACCAUGUCGGUCUGCGCAAUGAGACCAACCAGCUGCUCACCAUGCCGACCCUGUUCGUUUAUAUCGAAGUGGGAGACUACAUACCUCACACCUGGGCAGAUCUAAACAAGGCUUUGGCUGACCCAAUAAACUUUGUCCGUUCAAUGAGCGCACAACUGGACCAGAGUUCGCAUGCUGAUGAGGUUGUCUCUGAGGAUAACGUACAGAUACAACAGAGCAGCAACGAGGCAUCGGACUCCAAUGAAGCAUGCAAUCCCUACAACCCUACCAGCUCGGACCUUGAGGAAUCUUGCAAGGAUGCCAUCGAACCGUUGACCACUUCUGAGCUGAAGACACAGAAGGCGUUUAUCAAAAUGCAGAGGAAGCACGAGAAAGAGCUGAAGGAACUCGAGAAGAAGUUUCAGAAGAAGAGGAAUGAAGUGAUGCAGAAAUAUUCCGGCAUUUUAGCUGAGCAAUGCAAGGGAAAACAAACGUUUAACAAAUCCUUCAAGAAAAAACGGAAUGUCUGUAAUGCUCCCGAGAGUGCGCUCAGCAAUGCUUCGAUGACCGGCGGGCCAGAGGCCGAGAAAUGCAGUGAGCUCAGGGACAAUAUGGAAUCAGAUUUAAUGCAAGUGCAUGCAGACCACUACGAACUCAUGCGGAACAAGAAGGAGCAACACAUCGCUAAGCAAAUGAUCAAAAUGGUGGAGUUAGUAAAGGAAAAGCAAGCUGUUGAACUGAAAAAUUUGAAGGAUUCAGCUGAAAGUGAAAUGAAAGAAGUGAAGAGAAAGUUGGAGCUGAAGCGCCUGGAGAAGAUUGAGACGAUGAUUAAAACUACAGCAGACAAGAUUGUCCGGGAUAGGCGCAAGAAAGAGAUCAUUGAGCUCCACAUUCAAGUGUCGGUGAAAGAAUUCAAGCUGGCUUUAAUGAGCCAGUCGAAGAAUGAAAGCAAACUCCAGGAAAAACAUGCAGGUGAUUUUGAAGAAAUUAUGGAAAAGGAAAAACAGUACCAGCUGGAGGCCCAGAAUGAGUAUGAGGCAAACAUGAAGGCCUUACCUCACGAGGUAUUGGAGCUGAUCAAGUCGAUGUUAAACACUAAGUUUACGGAUGAGCCGGAGAGAGUGGUGUAUGAAGGGAAAGAUCUGGCAGGAACAGCGCCAUGUGACUCAUCACCCACAUUGACUGAUACAGAGGACACAGUUUCUGUGGUGACUCAACAGCCCAAGAAUGACCAAAAAAAUAAUGUUAGGUUAUAAUUAUAAUUUAAUAUUGAACUACCAGUGGUAUCUGGUUAGAUAUGGUCCACGUGUGAAGUGGUAGCGCUAGAUUGACUAGCAGGGAGUCCAGCUGUUUUCAGUGUGUUUUACUGGCCUAAAGUGGCACCCGUUCAUUUAUCUUGUAUGGUAGUUUACAGGAGGUGACAUACACUUUGUUAAGAUACUUAUAUUCAAGUGGAGAUUGGACUGGCUUUGGAAAACUGCAACCUUGUUCUGUCAAUUUGGUAAUGUUCCUCUUUCCAUAUAUUUAGUAUGUUCUUGUCCAUUUAGUCAAUAAUCUAAUUCAGUGCAGAAACAGGCCCUUCGGCCCACUGAGUCCGCACCGACCAGCGAUCCCCGCCCAUUAACACUAUCUUACACACACUAGGGACAAUUUACACU